Molecule: messenger RNA, 2637 nt
Organism: Cyprinus carpio (common carp)
Lineage: Eukaryota; Metazoa; Chordata; Actinopteri; Cypriniformes; Cyprinidae
Product: verrucotoxin subunit beta-like
Exons: 11
Coding region: 274-2487 (737 amino acids)
Molecular function (GO): protein binding
Source: RefSeq, a predicted model, not a curated record
UGAAAGUGAAGGUACAGACAGACACGAGACGAGGAGAAAACUCAAGGAAGUAGCGCAAGGAUGCAACAACACGUAUUUUUAUCGCAAAUAUGUUGUAUGUUUAAAACUCUAGUGUAUGUUUAUCCUGAAGGGGUUUUAUAACUGAUCUUAAACAUUUCCAGCGGUGAGAACGAAUUUCCAGAAGCGGGUUUCCAGACGUCUGACAGAUUCCUGACGUGUGAAAGGUGAACACUGAGUUCAGUCUCCAUCUCAAAGGAAACUCCAGUGUACAGUAUGGAUACAGUGGGAGUGAAUGUGAUUGAGACAGCAGCUCUAGGGAGACCCUUCCAGCUGGGGAUGCUGUAUGACUGCAGGAAAGAUGCUCUCAUACCAGGAAUCACACUGUGGGAUCCAGAGAAGCUCCAGCAGAACAUACGAACCCGUCCCCAAAUUAACACAGAUUUCAGAGUCACAGCUUCAGACUCCAUUGAGGACAAAUCCAGCUUACUGAACAUCAACGGCUCUCUGAAACUCAGUCUUUUAGGAGGACUGGUCAAUGUGACAGGAGCAGCCAGAUAUCUCAACGACACCAAGAAGUCUUUCAGACAGCAGAGACUGACGCUGCAUUAUCACUCAACCUGCAGGUUUGAAGAACUGACCAUGAACCACUUGGCCUCUGAAAAUAUAGUUUAUCAUGACGUGUUUGAUAAUGAUGCAGCGACACACGUGGUGACAGCAGUGCUGUAUGGAGCAGACGCCUGCUUUGUGUUUGACAGAGAAGUGUCAGCAGAUGAGAACAAAACUACAGUAGACAGAGAAGUAAACGCAGCCCUUGAGGCAGUCAAAUACAUUUCAGUAGAUGCAAACAUCAGUCUGAAGAUGAAUGACGCGCAGAAGAAUGCAGUCCAGAAAUUCACAUGCACGUUUUACGGUGAUUUCCAGUUACCAACUAACCCGACCUCUUUUGAAGAUGCUCUGAAGGUUUUCACUGAUCUUCCAAAACUGCUGGGAGAAAAGAAAGAGCUGGCGGUUCCUCUGAGAGUUAGGCUUUAUCCUCUGGACAAACUUCACUCAAGAGCUUCAAAACUUCAGAAGGACAUCAGCAUCAAUCUAAUCCAAGAAACUGAAUCAGUGAUUAAGAGUCUAAACACAGCUGAGAUGAGAUGCAGUGAUCUUCUGAAAGACUCUCCUGCUCUGACUUUUGCAGAAUUUCAGAAUAAAAUCCUGCAAAUGAAGCAAAACUGCUGUAAGUACAAGCUGAGACUUGUGGAGAAACUUGGCUCUCUGCUGCCAAACAUCCGUGGAGAUGUGAUGAAGGAAACAGCGCUGAAUGAACUUCUACAGGAACAUGAGGAAUCUCCAUUCAGUGAAAGUGAUCUCACAGAAUGGCUGAAAGAGAGAGAAAGAGAGUCUGAGAUCAUUAAAUCAGUCCUCAGACAGCUGAAGGAUGCUGGUGCACAGGUGGAAGUCAAUCUAGAUGUCACCUGGAUGGAUCUGGAAGAUGGAAAUCUGGUCUGUUACACAUUCACAUCACUGAACUGCUUAGACAUGCUGCUUCCUCAACAAAAGACCUAUCCGAAUCCUUCAACAAAAGGAGAAAAUGAUGUGAACUGCCCUGAUUCAGAGCAAAAGACUUGGCUCAGUCCUGAGAUCCAAAAGAACAUGAAGAGCAACUUAAAGAUAUUUAAGAACUUGAUCAAAUCAGAAGACUGUAAACCAGCCAAGUUCAUUGUGUCCUCAAGAGAGUUGAAGAAUAAUCCUGGCUCCUGUAUUCUGGUGUAUGAAAGUGAAUGUGAUGAAGCUGUUUGCUUUAUUCCUCCAUCCAAACCAGUCUGUCCAGUCAUUGCAGAGGUCACAGAAAACACUGUGGUUCUGAAGGUUCCUCCAUCGUGUCCUGAUACACUGGGAUUGAGAUUACAGUAUAAACCGAAGCAGGACACAGUCUGGAAAUCUAAACCUGUGAUGAAGAAUCAACACACAGUUACUCUGACUGAUCUGAGAGCAGAGACUGAGUAUGAGAUCAGAUGUGCAGCGCAGGGGAAACUCAACUACACCGUAUACAGCGACAUCAACACAGUUUUCACAGAGGGAAGGAACAGUAUGAGUAUUGGUAUCGACUUUGAAGGAGACGGUCACUCGACUACCAGCACUUUGGGUCGUUUGUCUCCAGCCGUUUCUGAACCAUCCCAGUUUUUGAAACCAACUGCAAAGCGGAUGAUGAUUGAUUGGCUCUCUAACAGCAGAGGUCUGGAUUCUCAAAGCAACACUUCACUCAGUGACUCUGGCAUAGAAGUAUCUUCUACAGGAGCAGAUGAAGUGACCAGUGAUCCUGCAUUGAGAUCACAAACACACUCCAGUGAAGGCAGAAGAUGUCAGAAUUUGAAUGCAUUAACAGAGCCUGGUGCUUCCAGCAUCAAGCUCAAGCCAUCCAUGAUCAGCCAAGAGAGCAGCACACAGAGGCAGUCUUCAGAAGCUGAACAUUAUCAGAGAGACGAUGAAGGAGUGUAGCUUCAUGGAGCUUCUGCAGCCAUGCUUUGAAUACACUGAAUAUCUGACACUUCAUGACUCUGACAGGAUCAUGAUGAUCUUUGAUGGACUCAAUGAGUUUAAUUAUACUCUGGAUUUCCAAAAAAUAAAGAGAAUUACUGAUAUACAUGA